CCAGCGGCCAGACGGGGCUCAGGCCCGAGAUGCUGGCCUCAGUCUCUGCUCGAGAAGAGUCCUGCGAGGAAGUCUUCUCUCCCCGUUCCCAAUUUCGAGCCACGGCAGUGCAUUCAGCUCCGAAUUUUUCUCUCGAGGAAAUUCAGCGGCAGGCCGUGAGUUGGAAAGCGUGAUAAGGGCUCCCGACCGAAGGAAGAAUAGCUGUGAGUGGCAAUCAGAUGGAGAGGAUGAGUCUCGUCCAUUAUCGAAUGCGCCUCUGCGCAGUUUCGUCAUAGAGGGCAGUGGGAUCGACCGAGGUCCUCGUACUUUUUCAGGGUCAUAUUCGCUGAAGCCAGCUCGUCUUCGUCGGGUGAAUCCAGUGAUUCAUGGAAUUUAAGAACGUCGUAUUCAACGCUGCAAGAGACGGGAAACUCUCCAAGCUCAAGUUUUUCCUUGAGCAUCGCCCGAGCACUGAGGUUCAUGAGCUGCUCAGAACCCGAAUCCAAGGAGCAACCCCCCUGUUGGUUGCUUGUCGCAAUGGGCAUUUCCAGGUUGCUGAAUACCUCAUUACCAAGUGCAAGGCAGAUAUCGAGUUGACUGGAUCAGUGAACUUUGAUGGGGAGAUGAUUGAGGAUGCCCCACCAUUAUGGGUGGCAGCUGCAGCUGGGCAUGAAGACAUUGUCAAGCUCCUUGUGGAGCAUGGAGCAAAUGUGAAUUCCACCACCAGAACAAAUUCUACUCCUUUGAGGGCUGCCUGCUUUGAUGGCCAUCUCAGGAUUGUCAUGUACCUCGUUGACCACAAAGCAGAUGUAGAAAUUGCCAACCGUCAUGGGCAUACUUGUCUCAUGAUUGCCUGCUUCAAGGGCCAUUAUGAAAUUGCAGCCUACCUGAUCUCACUCAAGGCCGAUGUGAAUCGGAAGAGUGGGAAGGGGAACACGGCCCUCCACGACUGUGCUGAAUCAGGCAGUCUAGACAUCCUAAGGUUACUACUCAACAAUGGAGCCAAGAUGGAUGUUGAUGCUUAUGGAAUGACCCCAUUAUUAGCAGCAAGUGUCACAGGCCAUGCACACAUUGUUGAGUACCUGAUCACCUUGUCGAGUGUGAGUAACCGGGAACGCAUUGAGGCGCUGGAACUCCUUGGUGCCACAUACCUGGACAAGAAGCGGGACUUCAUGGAAGCAGCGCGGCUGUGGGGACGAGCCCUCGACGAGCGGGAACGAGUGGGUCUCUUAAAGUGCCCCCAUCGUUCCCUCAUCUUGGCAUUUGAGAACUCGGAAGAGAUUCAGACCCGGUCAGAUCUGGAACGAACCAUGGCUGAUCCUGAUGCCAUGAGGAUGCAGGCCCUCCUUGUGCGUGAGAGGAUCCUUGGCCCCGCUCAUCCUGAUACUGCGUAUUGGAUACGGUACAGGGGGGCUGUGUAUGCUGAUGCAGGUGACAUCCGUCGCUGCAUCAACCUGUGGAUGUAUGCCCUGGAGAUGCAGCAGUUGAUGCUGGAGCCCCUUUCUGUGAUGACGCAGAGCUCCCUGCUCUCAUUUGCCGAGCUCUUUGCUUAUAUGCUCAAUAAGGGGAUUACUGGGACAUGUGAUAUUGGAGGAGAUAUGCUCGGGAUCUUCAGGAGCUGCCUGAAGGAGCUUGAGAAUGCUCCCAAAGAAGAGCACGGGAAAAUGGCGUACCACAAGAUGCUGCUCAUCACGCUGCACAUGGCGUGCCUCCUAGUCGAAUACUUCCGACCCCGCAAGUCUGCACCUCGUGCCGUCUUGGCCUCCCUCUACAAACUCCUCAAGAUGAACGCGAAGGGAAGGGACGGAAACGGUAGCCUGCACCUCGCGGUGAGUCGAGAGUCCUCGACGAUCGGGCGAUACCCCAUCUGCUCGUUCCCCAACCGAAGCCUCGUGUACCACCUCCUGGACCUGGGGACCGACGUAGAUGCCCGCAACGACGCGGGCGACACCCCUCUGCACGUGGCGGCUCGCAACAAUCCGUCGCACGCGGAGCUGCUCCACAUCCUCCUGAAGCGGGGGGCCCACCCGGACAUUCGAAAUUCGCAGGGCAAGACCUUCUCCCAGAUCUUGUGGGAACAGAGCAAAGAAACUGUGAACUUGGUCCCGUUCGUGAGCCUCCAGUGCUUAGCGGCACGCGUCGUGAAGGACCGGUGUCGCCCCGCUUGCAUCCCCCCUCAUUUAGUGGACUUUGUAAAUCAACACUGAUGCGUUGCUCCACUCGGUUUAAUUAUGAUCAUAAUUAUUACACUGGCCAAAUAAGCACUUGUGUGAUCCCUCACUUAAGGAUGAGUUUUUGGCUUUUUUUGCCCUCAACCAUCUCUAUGUUCGGCCUUCAGCCAGAAUAAAAUAAGUACAAGUUUGGUUUCAA
Darwinula stevensoni is the source of this 2349-nucleotide messenger RNA. The record is from the annotation of a GenBank genome assembly. Lineage: Eukaryota; Metazoa; Arthropoda; Ostracoda; Podocopida; Darwinulidae.